UCAAUUCUGUAGCCAGCCACCGCCCUGAACUGAUGAAUACCAAUCCACCCAACUCACGCCGUCUCCGACCUCGAUCCAAUCCAUCGCCGGUCCUCUCCGAUGAGCUUUUCCCCGAAAUCCUAUCAUGGCUUCCAGUCAAAUCAUUGAUGCAGAUGAAGUCUGUAAGUCAUACUUGGAACACUCUCAUCUCCGAUCCUAAAUUCGUCAAAAUGCACCUUCAUCGUUCUAAACGAAACCCUUACUUCUGGUACCGUGGUGAGCCGCAUGCUGAUUUCAAUUACAAUUUCUUACACUUCCCUGUUAGUCGUGUACUGCAAAACAAUUGGAUCACAGUUCCUAAGGAUCCUUACUACUAUUUGAAGGACAAGGAUUGUGUGGAAAUUGUUGGUUCGUGUAAUGGAUUGGUUUGCUUGCUAGGUUUUUCUUAUGACGAAACUCUUGAUUAUAAAAAUAUUUGGUUACGUUUCUGGAACCCCGCCACCAGAAAAAUAUCUGAUAAAUUAGGGUAUAACUAUAAAUCUAGUGUGAUGUUCUGUAAGUUCGUGUUUGUUUAUGAUAAUUCAACCGACAUUUAUAAGGUUCUGGAAUUAAGUCUCAGUGGUGAUAGCGAUCCUCAUACGAAAACCACAGUGAGAGUUUUUAGUUUGGCGAAUAAUGUUUGGAGAACUAUUCCAAGUUUUCCGGUAGUUCCUCUUGAAGUGUGGAAACGGAAAGGGUAUGAUGGUGUACAUUUGAAUUGUACUGUUAAUUGGUUGGCCAAUAAGAGUGAAUGGUGGAAUGACACUAGUGGCGAAUUUGUGAUUCUUUCAUUUGAUAUUGGCAGGGAGAAAUACACACAGCUUCUGCCCCCUCAAGGUUACGAUAAUGGUGGAGCAGCGCCGAGUAUUUGUGUAUUGAAAGACUCCUUGUGUUUGUAUCAUGAUUUCAAGAAGACCGAUUUGGUUAUAUGGAAGAUGACAGAAUUUGGAAAUGAAAAUUCUUGGACUCAAUUCCACAAAGUUAGCUAUCACAAUAUUCAUACGAAUUACGAAUAUGCUGGUAGCCGGCUUUUAAUAUUAAAACCAUUGCAUCUUUCUGAGAAUGGUGAAACAAUGGUAUUGGCGGACAUUGUUCAAAACCGAGCGAUUCUUUAUAACCUGAGAACAAACAAAGCAAAGAAAACUACAUUCAACAAAAAGAUACGUUGGUUCCCAAUGAAAGAUUAUGUCGAAAGCUUGGUUUCAACUUCUUGAAAAUCUUCAACAUUAACUCCGAGCAAAUCCAGUGUUAUUGAUGGUACAUGUCAUCAUGGUGAGAUGAAAGAGGCUUAUUGGAGCUACAUUCACUUCAGCCAUAGUAUCUGUUCUAGUUAAGACAUUAAUGUCCCUCUUGAUGUUUAUUUAGACUUUCUUUGGAAACAUUUGUAUU
Medicago truncatula (barrel medic) is the source of this 1407-nucleotide messenger RNA. RefSeq names its product F-box/kelch-repeat protein At3g23880. The record is from RefSeq and is a predicted model, not a curated record. Gene Ontology annotation, molecular function: protein binding. The transcript is spliced from 2 exons. The coding region runs from base 33 to 1232 and encodes 399 amino acids. NCBI's taxonomy places the organism in Eukaryota, Viridiplantae, Streptophyta, Magnoliopsida, Fabales, Fabaceae.